This is a messenger RNA of Entrophospora sp. SA101, 195 nucleotides long. The record is from the annotation of a GenBank genome assembly. NCBI's taxonomy places the organism in Eukaryota, Fungi, Glomeromycota, Glomeromycetes, Entrophosporales, Entrophosporaceae.
AUGAUUAAACGAAUUUAUUACGGCAAUUUAGCGCAAUUCGUCAUCACGGCAAUUAGACACAUUACAACGGUGUGGUUUACUUUGGCAUCGGCUAUUUUUGAUCAAGAAUUAAUAUUAAUAUAUUACACAGCUGUAGCACCGAAUUGCCGAAAUAUCAGGGGCAGAACUGCUGAUAGAGAUAAAUUAAAUCCUUAG